CUUUUUUGGAAUUUCCAGUCAUUCGGAGAUUAAAAUGCUUAUAACUGCUUCAACAUCGCUGCAGACUAGUGCACCUGCAGGCGGGUCUCGUCAACGUCGCUUAAUUGACCUCGCCAAUAGCCUCGCUGCAAUUAAUGCUGCAAUGGCUGCAAGCUUCCUAUCGGCAGCGGAGAUGUAGACACAUGGUUCAUCGCCUGUCAGCCAUCUUGGCCGAUGUCGCAAAGACAGAGAUAUAAAGGCACUGCAUUCUGGUCUCAUGCUCGCUUUCCUUCUCUGUGCCUCUCAGCCAUCCUGUUCAAUUCCUCCCGGCCUCGCUCUACCGGCAUCAUGUUCACCAAGCAAUCCCUCAUCGCCCUCCUCGGAGGUCUGUCGCUGGCUCUCGCGCAGACCACCACCGAGGAGUACCCGUCGGCUGCUGAGAUCGCUGCAGCCAAGGCUUCUGUCCAGCCUUACUCCCCCGUGUCGAAUGUCAAGGGUCUCUCGUUCAACCGCUUCGUGAACAUCUGGCUGGAGAACACCGACUACGAUGUGGCUGCGGCCGAAACUCACCUGGCGGCGCUGGCCAAGAAGGGUCUGUUGCUCAGCAACUUCUGGGCCAUCACCCAUCCCUCCGAGCCCAACUACUGCGCCUCGGCCGCCGGGGACACCUUUGGCAUGGACAACGACGACUUCCACCAGAUCCCCGCCAAUGUGUCAACCAUCGCGGACCUGUUCGACACCAAGAACAUCGCCUGGGGCGAGUACCAGGAGGCCCUGCCUUACCCCGGUUACCAGGGGUACCGGUACCCAGAGACCGGGGCCAACGUCUAUGUGCGCAAGCACAACCCCUUGAUCUUGUUCGACUCCGUCACCGAGGACUCGCUGCGUCUCCGCCAGAUCAAGAACUUCACCACCUUCUACGACGAUCUGAAGCACGAGCGUCUCCCCCAGUACAUGUUCAUCACCCCCAACAUGACCAACGACGGCCACGACUCCAACAUCGAGACCUCCGGGGGCUGGACCUACAGCUUCCUGGCCGAGCUGCUCGAGAACGAGUACUUCACCAAGGACACCCUCAUCAUGCUGACGUUCGAUGAGACCAGCACGUACGCGAUCGGCAACAACGUCUUCACCUUCCUGCUGGGGGGCGCCGUCCCGGAGAACCUCCGCGGAACCACCGACGAUACCUUCUACACUCACUACUCGGUCAUCGCCUCCAUGUCCGCCAACUGGGGUCUGCCCUCGCUGGGCCGCUGGGACUGCGGCGCCAACCUGUUCAAGUGGGUUGCCGAGAAGACCGGCUACGUGAACUACGAGGUGGACACCACCAACCUGUACAUGAACGAGACCCACCGCGGCCCGCUGUCCGACGACGACUACAGCACCUACACUGCCGGCUGGCCCGUCCCUCUGACCCAGGGCACUUGCUCGGGCGGCUACGGCAUCCUGUCCGCGGUCCAGAAGACCUGGAAGGGGUUGACUGCCACCUUCAACUACACCGCGCCUUUCCCGUACGACUCGGCGAGCAACAGCAACCUUGGCGUGUCGUACAGCCGCAAGCUGAAGAACGGGAAGGUCGAGUCUGGAGUUUCUGCGUGAGGAUUUGU
Molecule: messenger RNA, 1586 nt
Organism: Aspergillus saccharolyticus JOP 1030-1
Lineage: Eukaryota; Fungi; Ascomycota; Eurotiomycetes; Eurotiales; Aspergillaceae
Product: putative acid phosphatase
Exons: 3
Coding region: 328-1578 (416 amino acids)
Biological process (GO): phospholipid catabolic process
Molecular function (GO): hydrolase activity, acting on ester bonds
Source: RefSeq, a predicted model, not a curated record